Messenger RNA from Ilex paraguariensis (yerba mate), 486 nucleotides. NCBI's taxonomy places the organism in Eukaryota, Viridiplantae, Streptophyta, Magnoliopsida, Aquifoliales, Aquifoliaceae. The record is from the annotation of a GenBank genome assembly.
AUGUUGGCUUGCCAAAAGCCUCCUGUAUACUGUAUCAUCACAGAAUACAUGUCACAAGGAACUCUAAGGAUGUAUUUGAACAAGAAAGAGCCAUACUCACUUUCAACUGAAACUAUUCUGAGGUUAGCACUUGAUAUUUCCCGAGGAAUGGAGUAUCUUCAUUCACAAGGGGUGAUCCACAGAGAUCUCAAAUCCAAUAACUUGCUUCUAAAUGAUGAGAUGCGUGUGAAGGUUGCAGACUUUGGUACAUCUUGCUUAGAAACACAGUGUCAAGAAGCCAAGGGAAACAUGGGAACUUACCGUUGGAUGGCCCCAGAAAUGAUCAAGGAGAAAUAUUAUACUCGGAAAGUUGAUGUAUAUAGUUUUGGGAUUGUGCUAUGGGAGCUCACAACUGCUUUGCUUCCUUUUCAAGGAAUGACCCCCGUGCAGGCUGCAUUUGCUGUGGCCGAAAAGGUUAGAUUUUUCAAAAUGUCAUUUUCCUUGUGA